This is a messenger RNA of Leishmania mexicana MHOM/GT/2001/U1103, 6243 nucleotides long. RefSeq lists its product as hypothetical. Bases 1 to 6243 code for a protein of 2080 amino acids. The record is from RefSeq and is a predicted model, not a curated record. The transcript is spliced from 2 exons. Lineage: Eukaryota; Euglenozoa; Kinetoplastea; Trypanosomatida; Trypanosomatidae.
AUGAAGGACGAAAUCAGAAACCGGUGCGUCAGUGUGGCGUGCCGCACGAGCAAGCCCACCCCAACCAAGGGCACUCGAUCCCGUGCAUCAAACCUGAAAAGGGGCUCCACUACCACUACCGACGCUUUUACACCGCGGGUGAGGAGUGGAAGCCGCAAGCACCCACACACCGGCAGUACGACGUUAACCGGAGGAGAACUGGCAGCGCAGCCGCAGAGCCUCCGAAGGGCUCGCGGAGCCUCCGUUGCGACAACCGUUGCUCCUGAGGGCAUCGAGACUCUGGAUGUCGCGUCUGUGACGAGAUACCGGGGCAGCGACUGUGGUCGCAUUCCGCGUGCAAGCGGGAUCGACUCGACCCUAGUGGCAACUGCAAGAGGGAACAGCAGCCGGGGCUUCAGCUCAAGAGGCAGCACUGCCAUGUCGCCCCCGCUGCCGAUUUCUGCGGGGAAUUCAGCCAGCAACAGCUGCUCCGUGGCCAGCAGACGAAGCGAGGACCCCUCGCCGGGCUCCCCUCGCGCCUCCCCUAGGCCACUGCCAGCUGCCUCCAGUACCCUCGCCUCCUCCAUUGAUGGCAGCGUGGCGCAGCUCUGCCUCACCCCCUCUCCCCCCGCCGCCCCCCCGUAUGCUGCCUUUACCACACCGCGCUUUAAGGGGCACACACACGGCUCCGGCAGCGCACCUGGGGGCGCAGGCUCGAAGGAUUUGCCACCCCGCCACAUUGGCAUCCCAGGCAGUGGCAACUUGGAUAAGGACAGCUCCUCCUGCUCCUUCCACGCUAACCAAAACCCAACGAGCCCACAGACGGGGACCCGGGUGCACUCCCCGUUGCCGGUGAUACAGCAGCGCGGCGCCGAGAUGCAACGGCGUCCAUCUUUCGCGCCGCAGCCGCCCCUGCACGCGCUCCCUGCCGCACCUUCCAUGCCAGAACUCGGCGUGCCGUCGGUGAACACCGCACGCCAACCGCUGCCGCCACCACCACUGGUACAUCAGCGGUCGCAGUCCAUGCCGCCACUCGAAGAUGGCCAGCGUGGGGCCUGGAGUGUCAAAGGCUACUGGCCGCCUGCGGGCUCCCCGCUCUCCUUCGGUGCGCGAAGCCUGUCCCUCAUGAGCCCCUCGCGACCGUCGAGCAGGGGCGACCGCAGCAGCCCCAGAGAACGCAGCAACGGCGGCCAUCGCGCGGUGGUCUUUCAGUUUACUACAACAGAACACGAGGAGGGUUCGGCAACGACGACCCCGCCGCGAGACCACUCGAUCAGCAAGUCGAUGUGCUCCCUCUCCAUGCCUUCGGCAGCGACGUCGAUGGUGGACGAGCUGCCCCCUCCACCGCCUCCACCGCCGCCGCAGCUGUCGAUUGGGAGAGGAGUAACGAGCGGUGGAGGAACGCCGCCGCCGCCGCCCCCUCGCGUAAGUGUUCCUACGAGUCAACCUCUCCAUCCACUCGCCGGUUCAGGAAGUUGCGCGCGCGCGCCGUCUGAGGUUCACGGAAGAGACUACGCUAGAAACGACAGCGCUGGCGGUGGCGUCCUCGACGCGAGCAUCCCCAGCAGUCCUCACAGCAGCUCCGCCUCUUCCUCAUGGCGAGAGAACACUGGUCACGUAAAGCCCUUCUUGCUGUCGCCCGUGACGAGUCCACACAAAUCUCUAAGCAGCAGCAUCCUCGUCCCCUCUGCGGCCAUCCCAGGCACCAGCGAGGACGGUACGACUGUCUCCGAUGCGAAUGGUCUGCCGUCGCACUACCCCUCAAGCGCCACCUCCCUCCGCAGCGCACUGGUGAAGGUGCAAAGUAUCGUCAGCACCGACGGCGUGGGGGAGGAGGAGGACACAGUUGGACUUCGUCAAGCAGUGGCGCCGCCGCUCUCGUUGCGGGCUUGUUUCUCCGCGUCAGCAUUGGUGUCCACCGGUGCUGCAACAUCGUCGACUGUGAAAAACGACGCGCUCGGCGCUGACGCCGAUAAGCGGGCAGAUGUCGAGCCAAUCACCAUCAAUGGCGCCUCCGAUCCCGUAGGUGAGCCAGCGCAGUCCUCCGAGUCGCCGACGCCGCGACCGCCACCGCCCCCCGUGGCCGUCAAGACUACCCAAGGCGUAGGCAGGUCUAACAGCAAUAGGGACCACAACUCCAAGCCCAGCAGCGGCGGUGCCUCUGGCAAGAACAAAGUACAGAUUUCGAUAACCAUCCUGCAGGAGCCGUUGCUCGUGAGCAGUGAAAUCUCCGCCCACACCCGCCUUGCGAAGGCGCAGGCGCUCUCGCCUCGUCAGCAAGAGCUGGCGCAGUCGUUUCGCAACCGCAUCCAAGUUGGCGUCUGCCCUCUCCCUCCUCAGCGGUCAGUUCACCCCGUGACGUCAGCUUCGCGCGACCGGCGUCGCAGCGGCGGCGGCAGCACCACCAACAGGGAUACGAGCCGCUAUUUCGGUGCAGGGCGAAGCGGCAUCACGAGGCGACGGGAGCGUACCGUACGGCGCGCAAAAAACCAGCCGACACAGCAGCCUGUCGCCGCGCUGUCCUUCAUCGCGGUUGUCAUGGCUGCCGUCGCGUAUGCGAAGCUCCUCAGACUGGUGCAUGCCUUUCGCGUGCGUCGUCAUUUCGACGAGGUGAUUGCGCCUACCGCCGCGUACCGCAUCCAGUGCAAGUGGCGGCGGUGCCUGCAGCUGCGCCGGGUGGAGCAGAAGACGGCCGCGCAGCUGCUCGUGCCGUGGAUACGGUUCCGGCUCCAGCGCUUGCGUCGCGCCAAGGAUGCAAGUGCGCGUCUGCUACAGCGCGUGUUUCGCGGCGAGGUAGUGCGCUCCCUUCACCGGUACCUGUAUGAGCAGAUAAAGCUCAAUCGCGCGCUCGACGUCAUUCGCCGCUACGUGGAACGCUGGGAAGCACAGAAUCUCUACCGUAGACUGCAGAUGCAGCGCGAUGAGCGGGUCAUCGUGGUGAGUCAGUGCGUGCAAGGGUCCCUGCAGCUGUUUAGGGCAGAGCAAGUUGAGUGGAAUGCCAUCGUGCGGGACGGCGCCGAGACACUGAAGAGCAGGCCGUGCGUGAGUACGCAGGACUGGGUGGAAGGCGUGGCCGCUCUGACCGGGGUUGUGCUCGACCCGCGGGCGUCGAACCGCAUCCGCUCACCAGACGCGAGUCCAGUGGUGUCGACCAGUGCCGGGUCGACAUGUGCGGCGCAGCUACGCGCGUGUCUUGCUGGGUUUGCGCGGCUGGAGCAUCAACGGUUCCGGUCCCGUGACAUCACGGACGAUAAGACGGCAAGCAGUAGCGAAGGCUCAGCGCCAUCCUCCGCUGUGCUGCCGCCAUGGCCGUUGCAGCCCACCCCGGCCCUGGAGAUGCGCGUAACAAAGCUGAUACAAGGUGAGCGCGAAGGCAGCUCCGUGGCGGCGCACGGUGACGACGCCCACUCGCACACUGCGGCGUCGACGGCGGGCGACGGCGCAUCUGACUCGCCGACAUCAUCGGCUUCGCUGGCCACGGAGGACGACUUGGUUACCACUUAUGUACAGCUUCUUUGCCGCACCGAGGCCGCAGAGCGGGUGGCGCUGGAGCGUCGGUUGCUCGACGAGCACCAAGGGUCCCGUGACAUCACGGACGAUAAGACGGCAAGCAGUAGCGAAGGCUCAGCGCCAUCCUCCGCUGUGCUGCCGCCAUGGCCGUUGCAGCCCACCCCGGCCCUGGAGAUGCGCGUAACAAAGCUGAUACAAGGUGAGCGCGAAGGCAGCUCCGUGGCGGCGCACGGUGACGACGCCCACUCGCACACUGCGGCGUCGACGGCGGGCGACGGCGCAUCUGACUCGCCGACAUCAUCGGCUUCGCUGGCCACGGAGGACGACUUGGUUACCACUUAUGUACAGCUUCUUUGCCGCACCGAGGCCGCAGAGCGGGUGGCGCUGGAGCGUCGGUUGCUCGACGAGCACCAAGAGUUUCUGCGCGAGCCGGUGCUGCGGUGCAAGGCUAUCUCCUACGCCAUCGAGAUGCGGGUUCCACCACUCUUCUCGCCUCUGCUGCUGAGCAUGCCAUCUGAUUUACUGUUGCGCCAGGCCGCUCAUCUCUUCAAAACCGAGCGAGAGGCGCGAUGCGAGAUUAUUCAGCUGUACGAGUCGAUGCCGCUCGCGUGUCUAAGCCGGCCCAUGCUGAACCCCGCUGCAAAGGCUCGUCACAGCGAGCUCGUGCGGCUCGUGAACGCCGUGGACAACCCGUGGAGUGACGCGGAGCGUAGCGAGCGACGCUUUUACUGCGAGACCGCCGCCUACAAGCACCUUGCGAGCAGCACGAACAAGCUGGAGAGCGGUAUCUCCCUCUCCUACACACCGCAGCCGUCUUCGAUCCCGCUCGGUCCCGACAACGUUCCCUGCCCUCGCUUGACGGGUCCGUCGCAUGCGGCGACGCACAACAACGGUGGUUACUCUGUGCCGUUGCUGCAGCACCUACCGCGCCCAACCUCCUACGGCACUUCGAGCGGACUACGAGUCUGCAUGAAUGUCACACCACACAUACACUAUUACGCCAACUCUCUCAUCACGGCAUCUCUGCCGGCGCACGCGACGCUCCUCUUGCCGCCUUCCAACAACGCCGCGGCCUCAUCGGUGCCAGAGGGCGGCGGUGCCGCGGAGACAGACAAGGACGACCGUCACACGAACAGCUAUCUGGCCAGCUGGCACCGCGGGAGAAGCGAAGCUCAAGGCAAGACAGCGAUCCCGUCGCCGCAUCGCCGCCCACGCGGACCGCCGCUGCCGCUGCUGCGAAAACUGCUGCAGAGUUCCGGCCGCGCACGCAGCGGCACCUCGCGUCUGCCACUCCAGCGACUCCCUCUCGUCUCUACGCAUGUUCGCAAGAAUAGAGAGGGAGCUAGUGGACCGUGGCCACCCCUGCUAAGCACCUACCCGAACACCACCGACUUCUGGCUUGUCGAUAUCCGGGGGCCCUCGACGGAGCAAGAGGGAAGAGAUCCACAAGUUGGUAUUGCAGGGUCUUCUCAGCGCUCCACCAACGACGUCUCACAGGACGCUGACCCAGGAUUUGCGCCGCGGCUACUCUCCCCUGCCAUCGUGAAGGGGGGGCGCUGUACCACCACGGCACGCCCCACAUCGGCGGCGCCGGUCGUGGCAGCAGGCCAUUUCUCCGACCCUCGUGGGUUCAGAGCCCCGGGACCGGUCACGAUCAGCAGCCACUUCAGUGGGAACGUCAUAGAGAACACCGCCGUAUCCGGCCAUGAGAAGACGGCGCCGCUACACCGCACAGGUUUGGUGGAGCGCACUCACACAGCCCAGCCGGUCGGUGCGCCAGAUCCGGGAUUCAUUCCCUUGACGACAACAGUAAGGUCGAUGUCCAGGGAGCAGUGCUCCACCGCAGCGCCGCGAGAGCCCCUGGCACCGUCUUUGAUGCUGCAGGAGCUUCCCCUGUGCCAACGUAAACAGAACGAUACCCCCGUCCCGGCGCGAGUUGGCAAGGACACCCCCGGUGAUCCCACGUUGCUCAGCGCCCCAACGUCCGACUUCUCCAGCGCGUAUGUUGCGAGUGCACUUAUGAUUUCCACCACAGCUGCCAAUCACCCCAGAGGGACAUGGCAAUCUUCUGGCUGCGACCCCUCUCUCCUCUACAUGCCCCUCUCCAUGCGAAGCGAGGUGCGCGAUGGCGACGGCGAGGCAGGCGGUGCUGAAGCGGAUGCUGAGCUACACCAAGGGCAGCAGCAACAGCAGAAGCAGAAGCAGCCGUCCACAACCUCAGCAGCAUCGGCAGCACAGGUUCCCACGCCGUUAGCGGCUUGCCGAGGCGAGGCAGUCGACUUUCCGCCCACUCCGGCACUUUCCUCGUCCGCAUUGACUGUGGCAGAGAGGGGAGCCGACGGCGGGAACUGGAUUCCCCUCACCCCGCAGCGGCUCCGCCCACCCACCCCACCACCGCGUCAAUGCCAUACCGCGCAGUCCGCGGCUCAUGUGGGCGAAGCACCGGAGAGAAGUACUGUGCGCACCAUCGUCGCUGCCAACCCUGCCGAUCGCGCUGGCCACCCUGUCUCGCACAACGCCCCUGCCUCUGCAGGGUCUUUGAUCAGCCCCUAUACCCAUCGACCUCACCACUGGGCUGCAGUCCACAGCGCCGGCAGGAAAACCAAUGCAAUGGAUGUGAAGAGCAGCGGAAUUAGUAGCAGUGAUGUGAAGCGAGCCAGGAUGCCUACGGUCAAGACACUGCUAUCACCAGCGGCUCCCGUUGUCGCCGCUGUCGCCGCCGAAACGCAACCUCUGUCGCUCUCCCGAGGAUGA